AUGUCUGACUCCAGUGCUUGGCUCAGCGACAGGUCCAAGACUGUCGAGGGUCACAACAUGACCUGCGCUCUGUAUUUCAACGACAACUUGGUCUGGGGACCGAUGUCUUGCCACAACAACACAACUACCAUACAGUCAGCCCUCCGCCAGGCCGACAAGCGUAUGGAACUGCGACUCGGUACCAAGGAUAAAACAGUUGAAGGUCACACCAAGUCUUUCAACAUCAAGUACAAGGGCAAGAACAUUUUGGAAGACCACUCUUGCCACAACAACCUUGAGGGGCUGGUCGUGGCCAUCAACUCCAUCUGGAUCGCUGCACCCCCUCAGUGA
Pyricularia grisea is the source of this 330-nucleotide messenger RNA. RefSeq lists its product as uncharacterized. Bases 1 to 330 code for a protein of 109 amino acids. The record is from RefSeq and is a predicted model, not a curated record. The transcript has a single exon. NCBI's taxonomy places the organism in Eukaryota, Fungi, Ascomycota, Sordariomycetes, Magnaporthales, Pyriculariaceae.